CGGGUACUGGUUUAGACGUAGUGGGGUAUACAGAGGCAGAAGCCGGGAGAGACGAGGAAGACAAUUAUGCUUUCUUUACAGCAUGUGAUGACUGAAGCCUGACAGUGCAGGGGCGUCCAGCACGCGUCCAGCCUCGAUGAAGAAUGGAGAGUCCAGUGCACAGAUGCAGGGAUGUGGAGCACGGGCGCGGACACGCCGGGUCCAACUGCCUACAGGCCGAACAGCGCAUUCCUGUCUCCAAAGGCGUCAUUACUUCCUCUUCUGCCUCAGCAAUGUGGUUCAUCUGGGAUACCUGUGGCAUUGUCUGUGCUGUCAUUACGUGGCUGUUGGUGUUUUACGCUGAGUUUGUAGUGCUGUUUGUAAUGCUGCUGCCCUCCAAGAAUCUGAUGUACAGCAUUGUGAACGGGACUUUGUUUAACACUCUGGCUUUUCUCGCCCUUGCCUCACACCUCAGAGCUAUGUGCACUGAUCCUGGGGCGGUACCGAAAGGAAAUGCUACCAAGGAAUACAUUGAAAGUCUUCAACUGAAACCAGGGCAGGUGGUCUACAAAUGCCCUAAGUGCUGUAGCAUCAAACCUGAACGAGCACACCACUGCAGUGUAUGCAAAAGGUGCAUACGGAAGAUGGAUCACCACUGCCCAUGGGUCAACAACUGUGUAGGGGAGAACAACCAAAAAUACUUUGUUCUUUUCACAAUGUACAUUGCACUCAUUUCUCUCCACUGUCUGAUCAUGGUCGUCUUUCAUUUCCUCUACUGCUUUGAAGAUGAUUGGACAAAGUGCAGUUCCUUCUCUCCUCCAGCAACAGUCAUUCUCCUCAUACUCCUCUGCUUUGAGGGCCUCCUCUUCCUCAUCUUCACUUCUGUGAUGUUUGGUACCCAAGUCCACUCCAUCUGUACCGAUGAGACCGGGAUAGAGCAAUUGAAAAAGGAAGAGAGAAGAUGGGCAAAAAAAACUAAGUGGAUGAACAUGAGGGCGGUAUUUGGACACCCUUUCUCCUUAUUGUGGUUUAGCCCGUUCUCCACCCCUGACCAUGGGAAGGCUGAGACCUACCAAUAUGUGGUGUGAGAGGCUCAGCACAGGGAAAGACGGGGUCCCGUCAAAACCAAAGCGGGAAGGCCAGACCUCACUGAGAUCAGCUAUGGCAGCCCGUUUUCCCUCACUGCUCAACGCACAUUAAGCCGCAUAUUGCUCACUAGCCAUGGACAUUUAUUUAUUUAUGUGCUUUUUUUUUUGUCUUGCCAACGAAGUGCGCAAUAUGUUUGUGUUGCCUUCAGCGAGUUGAGUUGCAGAGAAAAAGAAAUGCUGCGAGUCUGAGGUGUGUUUGAAAAUCUGUGAUUAUUCUGUUUUUUUCAUCAUUUUCUUUCUGAUGUACCAGAAUCCCUCUUUGCCCUGUGGUUCCUCUUGCGUUUCUUGAAACGGUUUUGCCAAAAAUACAAAAUAGGAAGAGACAUUUUUUAUAUACCAGUCGUCAUUGUAUCUAUCUAUGAAAAUAGAUUUGGUAGUAUUAGUCAGCUAAUGUACUUGAAACAAAGAAAAAGUGUCAUUAUCAAUAUAUUUAUAUUUGAUCAGAAAUUGGUCAAUUAGGGGUUAAUAAACACAAUGAUCAACUUAUGAGUAACAAGCCAGAAAAGAUAGAAGCAAAUACAUGCUCAGAAUGACCCUCUUAAGUGGUGCCAAAAUACUUGCAGAAUAAUACUAUCUAAUGGUAGAUGUUUGGCUUUAGAUUCAAGUUGUCAUUUCUGGUUUCCUUAUUGGUCAGUACUGGUUUGGUAAAGUAAUUAAGUGCGCUGAACAGUCAAAUGUUAUGUAAUGCAGUGUUACUUAUGCAACGGCAUGGUCCGGUUACUGGUUUCAUGGUAUACCAUGAUGUGAAAAAGUCAUGGUUUCAAAGUUACAAAAAUUUGACCAUUUCUACCAUAUAAUUGAUUGAUUGAUUGAUUGAAUACUUUGUCGAUCUCACGAGGAGAAAUGAACUUUCAGCCCGUACCAAGAACAUACAAACAAAACACAUAGACACAUCAGUUUGGGAAGACCGUGGGCAGCCAUUUAAGGGCGCACCGUUUUCUUCAGAACAAAGAUAAAUCAGGAAAGUGGUUGCGGGAAGAAGGGAAAAAAAGGCCCA
This is a messenger RNA of Menidia menidia (Atlantic silverside), 2124 nucleotides long. The record is from the annotation of a GenBank genome assembly. Lineage: Eukaryota; Metazoa; Chordata; Actinopteri; Atheriniformes; Atherinopsidae.